Messenger RNA from Penicillium longicatenatum, 3579 nucleotides. RefSeq lists its product as uncharacterized. Lineage: Eukaryota; Fungi; Ascomycota; Eurotiomycetes; Eurotiales; Aspergillaceae. The transcript has 2 exons. The coding region runs from base 1 to 3579 and encodes 1192 amino acids. The record is from RefSeq and is a predicted model, not a curated record.
AUGUACGGGUCGAAUCAGUCCGAUCCUCAACAGCCAGAAUGGCGACUGCCAGCACGCCGUCCCAUACCGACUUCUGAGCCUGCACCACCGCAGCAGCCUCCUCGGCCCCCGACGAGUGGAAGUACAUAUCAUCCGGCGAAUUAUGGCCCAAUAUCCAAUCCCAACACUCCCGCGCGGCCAAAUGUGUCGUCGUCGCCCGUAUCGCCCUUAUCGGGAAUGACCGAUCCCCGAACAUGGGGGGUGCAGUACAACAAACAUACGAUUCACGCUCCUCCACCUCUUCCACCCCGACCACCGAGCACCAACGAACGGCCGAAUAACUAUGCGCCGCCGCCGCCAUCGUCGCAGUCCCAGUCGCAACCCCACUCGCCCGCCUUGAACCCCAAUCCCCCACCCGCGAUUUCACAUCAAACAUAUGACGCGUUUGCGGAUGCUCGACCUCCCUCAGCAAACAGUAUUCCACCGCCGUAUAAUUUUCCACCGCGACAAAAUGAAGCUCCCAGUCCGCAAAUUCAAACACCCAGUGUUCCUCCGCCGCCUCCUAAAAUCCCCCAGGAUCAGCCCGCAGAGAGUCAACAGCCUUCUACUCGACCUCCACUACUUGCGCAGGGCAUUGGUCCAGCGGCUACACAAGGAUCGUAUGGACGUGCUUCAGAUUCUAAUGCAACUCCCACAUUCGCAUCUGCGCUAGGCCCGGGGACACCUUCCGACUGGGAACAUUUAGGUCCAACAGAGGGCGACUUUGAUGAUGCGCCAUGGUUUCCACCCAGAGAUCUUGCUCCUCCAUCGCCGGAAACCAUUCAAACACCCCCUGGCUUCUCUACUGGACUUUCGAAACCUGCUGUGGCCAGUGUCUCCAUGUCUCAGCCACCAGCGCAUCCCGAUCAGCAGGCCUAUAGUCCCACGCCUCCACAUCCAGGGAUCACCAAUCAGCAGGCUUAUGGUUCCAUGCCUCAGCCUCCAGUGAACGUUAACCAGCAGGCCUAUAAUUCCACAUAUCAGACUCCAAGACCGCGAAGGAAUGAUUCUGUCUCACCUGUUAGUCCUUCCACAGGAAAUAGGGUCCAUACAACAUCGCCCAAUCGUAUGGACAGCGUCAGCUCCAAUAGCACCUGGUCGCCGCGUACGGAGAGCAUCGACAAUGUCAUCGAUGCAUGGGUUAAACCUCUGGAACCUGCACCAAAGUCAACCGACUCCGACAAGGCUAGCUCGAUAUCACACCUAGACCUUCCAUCUACGACUAUCCAAAACAGUCCAGUGGAGACCCCGAAACCGCAAUCUCCUCCCCAGGAUAUGAGAUCAGUUCCUAAUACAGGAAGUCCUGCGGAAGUGCGAGGCAAUAUCGUACCCCAACCCGUCGAUCCAUAUGAGGACCUUGACCCGUGGUUCAAAUCUUCUCUGACGCGCUGCGUUGCGAUGCUGCGCAAGGAGGCGGUGGCGGAUUCCGAUGAAGAACGCUUCAAGAUAUUCACAGCUUUCAUGGCUAAGGAAACUAAGCUUCGGGAGAUCAUGUAUAACAUCGAGCAUGAGCCUCCUGUCAUUCAAGAGGUUCGUUCCUCUGAAGCUCGGCAGCAAUCACCAAUUUCUGAAGAGCGUAAGCCACCUAUCGAGUCUGGACUGAUUCCCGUGGAGACGGAGGAAGUCGAAUCACCUACCAAGAUCAGUGACGAUGUAGAUGACGACGGUACCGGGAGCGAAUACAGUGCGGGUGGUCGCCCCAUACUGGGUAAAGAACCCGGGCGCGGCUCAUCGUCGCAGAAGCCCAGGCUUUCGAUGUUUCCAGAGGAGAGUGAGAAGUCAAGACAUCCUGCUCGGACUUACUCGAUGCAUCUUUCAGAAGAACAACCGCCUUUAGAGCCUCUUGCCACGGAACCUCCGCGACCUAUCUACACCCCGUUCCAAUACACUGAAGGUCCUCAACGUGGCUCGGAUAAUCUAACGUUUGCUCGUCCAGCAUAUAAGGCCUAUUCUGAUCUACGGCAAGCAUCAGCUACCGGACGAGUCAUGUCAAAUGUCCCACCGAUCCAAUCCGAGUCUGCUCCUUUGACUGCAUCCACAUCUCCGUCCGAAGUUGAUGAGACUUUUAUUGGUCUCAUCCGGCAUAAGAGUAAUGCUUACCAGUUAAGCAGCCGAUGGAACGCCACUCCACUUCCAUCGCUGCCGGAAUCACUCAGGCAAGGACGACAAGAAGACUUGAUUGAAGACUUACGUACAAUGGUUCGGACACCAUUAGACAACCAACCGGAGAGCCCGUGGCAUAGCACAGCCCGGGAAGGCCUCGAUAAAUUCUCGGAUGAUCUAUCUUACGUUCAAAAGUCCAUUGAUGACUGGGAACAUGCCGCUACAGACCGUCGGCACAAACUUGAAGCUGAUCGUGCGACUCGACAAGAGCAGUCGGAGGCGCACAUUGACACGCUCUUCAACGAUAAGGAGAUUGGCUAUGCGGACAUCAAUACCUUGGAAGAGAACUUCCGGCAGACUGAAGCUCGUACUCAGCUUGAUGAGGAAAGGAAGGAAGUAGAUGAUUUUAUGUCCCAGGUUUCCAAUCCCGUGGAUAAACGUCUAAAGGAGGAGAUCUCUGCGCUUCGCAAGUCGUAUGAAACCGCUUUGAACCAGCUUGAUCGAGACCAGAAAGGAAAGGGUGCUGCUUCUGACCGGCACAGUCCGUCUGUGACCAUGAAAAUGGUCUACGAAAUCCACAAUCAGCUCGAGAUUCGGUUCCAGAAGCGACUUGAGCUUGCCCUAGACUGUGAGCGGCGACGUAAGAGGGCAGAGCGUCGUCCGCUCGUAUUCAUGGGUGAUAUGGCUAGUCUUCGACAGCUCGAUGGGGACUUUGACCUGAUGGAAAAACGCAACAUUUUGGAAGCAGCCAAGGACCGCGACGGGCGUGCCAACCAGCUUAUGGAUUCCUUUGACGAUGCCAUCUUGCACGGCUUAGGUAUGAAUCAAAGCCUCUUGGACGAGCUUUCAUCCAAAACAGCCCGCCUCGACCCCACGACUCUCCGCGCUUCCGGUCUACCCGAUUCUGAAAUCGAACAGAUUCUCAAAUCGGUGGCAACCUUCGCCGUAUCGCUUCGAGCCGAUUCCGAAGCGAUCCUUCGCAGCUCAGGAAUCGCAGAAAAGGCUCUAAACGAUGCCGACUACGCCGUGUCCGUUGCCGAAGCGCGAUAUGCAAAUUCGGAGUCGGAUAUCUUCGAGCGCCUCGAAGCCGAAAAGAAAAAAGAAGAUUUGAUCCUCGAUCGUGAUCUGGACUCGAAACUGCAAAGUAUUCAGAAAGGUCCUCAGGCUCUUGAUGCUACUAUCCAGCGGCUUAUCCGGGACUUAGCAAAGACCCCCAGAGUUGCGGCUCCGGUCUCCGUGGUUAUCGAUGAAGCUAGUCCCACGAGUCAACCUGUUGGAGUGCCAUCCUUGGAACUACCCUUGGAACUUCGCCCGGCCACCGUUCGCCCUCCCACUGUAGCUCCUAGUCAGACUCCGCCUGCACGUCGCCUCUCGGACCCGAAGAAUGAACACCAAGACAGACUACGCAGGGCGCUGGAAGAUGCAAAGAAGCGCAAUGCGGCCAAAUCGAGCCAAUGA